Messenger RNA from Desarmillaria tabescens, 1381 nucleotides. RefSeq lists its product as uncharacterized. The record is from RefSeq and is a predicted model, not a curated record. Gene Ontology annotation, molecular function: chitin deacetylase activity. Gene Ontology annotation, cellular component: membrane. Lineage: Eukaryota; Fungi; Basidiomycota; Agaricomycetes; Agaricales; Physalacriaceae. Gene Ontology annotation, biological process: carbohydrate metabolic process. The transcript has 13 exons. Bases 37 to 1215 code for a protein of 392 amino acids.
UUCCUCUCCGAGGCCCCAGCGUGCAUUUUCAGGGCAAUGUCACCCGGCUCCCUUUCCCUUUGCGCUUUUUUGCUGUUGAACCUCCUCACCUCGGGUUCAAGAGCUGCCGACCGUAGCACUGAGGCAGGAGAGGCCUCCAUCUCCGAUCCAUCAGCAGAGUGCGUGGCCUACUACUACGCGCCGUCAGCCACACAAAUCCACUCCUUCCCUACGGUAUGGCAGCCUGCGUCUAUCCUUGCCAAUGAUACCGCCGCACAAGCCAAAUGGCAGUCCAUUAUGGGCAGUAUUCCGACGACUAUCUUACCCAAGGGAACUAGCACCGGAAACUUCACGAACGUCACGUAUUCCGCAACUGACCCAGAUUGUUGGUGGAGCUAUCAUCAAUGUGUCCAGCCCAAAUUGGCUGGACUACCUGCUGACAUCGCUUCUGUUCCGGAGCCUGACACUCUAGGGUUUGGGUUCGAUGAUGGACCGAAUUGCUCUCAUAAUGCGUUCUAUGACUAUCUGACUAGUCAAAAUCAGAAAGCUACGAUGUUUUACAUUGGAAGUAAUGUCAUGGAUUGGCCGCUGGAAGCGCAAAGAGCAGUGGCCGACGGACAUGAAAUUUGCGUUCAUACCUGGUCUCACAGAUACAUGACAUCAUUCAACAGUUCGGACGCCUUCGCAGAACUCUACUAUACCAUGCAAGCAAUAAAACUCGUUACUGGCGUGACGCCGAAAUGCUGGAGGCCCCCUUUUGGUGAUGUCGACGACAGGAUACGAGCAAUCGCAAAUGCCCUUGGCCUUCAAACUGUCAUAUGGAAGUAUGACUCGAACGACUGGAAGGCAGGAACAGGGAAUAUUACUACUGCCACUGUAGAUGCCAAUUAUCAAGCAUUGAUUAACAACGCCACUAGUGGAACCUUCAGUACACAAGGUACCAUAAUGCUGACCCACGAGCUGAACAACUAUACCAUGUCGACGGCAAUGAAGUGGUAUCCACAACUGAAAUCUGCCUUCCAGUACUUGGUACCCAUCGCUGUCGCAAUGAAUAACACUCAGCCGUAUGUCGAGACCAACUACACGUUUCCUUCAUUCCAACAAUACAUCGCGGGACAGACGACUGCAAAUACCACAUCAACGUCUUCUUCAUCGAACAAUUCUGAUGCUGGCACAGUCGUGUUUAGUAGUUUGACGCUGCUGGGACUGGCGUUGACCGUCCUGGGGACAAUUUGAUUGCUAUAUUAUACCGAUUACCAUUCAGUAGCAACGGACAGUAGUAGUAGUAUACCUAGGCAAAUAUUACGUUGACGAAGACUUGGUACUUAUCAAAAAUGGUCUGGAAAGUACGGACCGGUCUAGGCCGACGAGCUCCAGACAUUUCUAGACGGUUCAUUUGACC